Eriocheir sinensis (Chinese mitten crab) is the source of this 1311-nucleotide messenger RNA. RefSeq lists its product as uncharacterized. Lineage: Eukaryota; Metazoa; Arthropoda; Malacostraca; Decapoda; Varunidae. The record is from RefSeq and is a predicted model, not a curated record. The transcript has 3 exons. The coding region runs from base 1 to 1311 and encodes 436 amino acids.
AUGACCUCAAGGCUGCCCAUUGGUGUCAGUACGCAGUGGUUGUGGGCGACCUACAUCAACACCUGGAGGCGAGGGUCUUCACCGAGGUCACAGCCCGGCAUCUCCGCCCAGACCAGCACCUCAGCACCCCAGCACCCCACACAGCGCCCUACACACACAAGCCUGGACAAGAAAACACCCGAUACCUCCUCCCAGUCAUCGCCCCAUCCUUCCUCUUUCCAUCCACACUAUCCACAUCCACCUAUCUUCAUCCGUUAUCCAGUUAUCGCCAUUUUUAUCAAGGUUUUUUCCCUCUACAUCUUCCAUCCUCCUCGGAGGUCAGAAAUCUUGGCUGCAUUUUAUCUCCUGUUUUCUCCACUUUCCUCUCACUCCUCCUCCACCUCCUUGUAUCCACUUGUAGCCCCAUCCUUCCUCUUUCCAUCCACACUAUCCACAUCCACCUAUCUUCAUCCGUUAUCCAGUUAUCGCCAUUUUUAUCAAGGUUUUUCUCUCUACAUCUUCCACCAUCCUCGGAGGUCAGAAAUCUUGGCUGCAUUUUAUCUCCUGUUUUCUCCACUUUCCUCUCACUCCACCUCCUCCUCCUUGUUUCCACUUGUAGCCCCAUCCUUCCUCUUUCCAUCCACACUAUCCACAUCCACCUAUCUUCAUCCGUUAUCCAGUUAUCGCCAUUUUUAUCAAGGUUUUUCUCUCCCCAUCUUCCACCAUCCUCGGAGGUCAGAAAUCUUAGCUGCAUUUUAUCUCCUGUUUUCUCCACUUUCCUCUCACUCCACCUCCUCCUCCUUGUAUCCACUUGUAGCCCCAUCCUUCCUCUUUCCAUCCACACUAUCCACAUCCACCUAUCUUCAUCCGUUAUCCAGUUAUCGCCAUUUUUAUCAAGGUUUUUCUCUCCCCAUCUUCCACUGUUCUCGGAGGUCAGAAAUCUUGGCUGCAUUUUAUCUUCUGUUUCCUCCACUUUCCUAUCACUCCACCUCCAUCUCCUUGUAUCCACUUGUAGCCCCAUCCUUCCUCUUUCCAUCCACACUAUCCACAUCCACCUAUCUUCAUCCGUUAUCCAGUUAUCGCCAUUUUUAUCAAGGUUUUUUCCCUUUACAUCUUCCAUCAUCCUCGGAGGUCAGAAAUCUUGGCUGCAUUUUAUCUCCUGUUUUCUCCACUUUCCUCUCAAUCCUCCUCCACCUCCUUGUAUCCACUUGUAGCCCCAUCCUUCCUCUUUCCAUCCACACUAUCCACAUCCUCCUACCUUCAUCCACUUCUCAGCACGAGCAGGAAAUCGGCGAGGAUGUCUUCAAGAUGUCCGCCGGCAGCCAUACUUGA